Messenger RNA from Pristis pectinata (smalltooth sawfish), 2711 nucleotides. RefSeq names its product zinc finger protein 239-like. Gene Ontology annotation, cellular component: nucleus. Gene Ontology annotation, biological process: regulation of transcription by RNA polymerase II; central nervous system development. Bases 594 to 1334 code for a protein of 246 amino acids. Lineage: Eukaryota; Metazoa; Chordata; Chondrichthyes; Rhinopristiformes; Pristidae. The record is from RefSeq and is a predicted model, not a curated record. Gene Ontology annotation, molecular function: RNA polymerase II cis-regulatory region sequence-specific DNA binding; DNA-binding transcription activator activity, RNA polymerase II-specific. The transcript is spliced from 4 exons.
GUCGCUGUUCCCGGGCCGGCGGGCAGUAUAAAGCACAGGGUUUGUGCAUAGGAAUUUCAAACCAAACAUCAUCCCAGAUCUGCAGUGUCAGUCAGUGCAUCCGCAACUAAAUGUCACCGAUCUUCAAAUAUGGAAGAGGAGAUGCUUGCCCAUUUUAUUUCUGAUAAGAGGCAGUAAAACUUCACCCCUAAAUGAGAGUGUUCUACAGCACUGACUGUGGAAGAGCUUUGGCCAGUUACACAGCAGGAGACACCAGGGAAAAUACAAACACAUGCUCCGAGAGGUGAAACUUGGAGUGAAGCCAGAUAAGUUUUCUUCAAGUCUCUGAAGGAGUGAGCAAAUAUUUCCCUGAUAAAAGUGAUACAUCAAUGUGGGUUGUUGAUGCUGGGAAUGGAAACAGUUCCCCAGUUCCAGGUGGAAAUAUAAAUCAGGAUGAGAGGGACCUUACUUGGUUUUUGUCUGGGAAUUAGUUCACUGAUUGGUCAUCCUGGUGAAAAUACUGUAGUCAGCCCACCAAUGAUCUGGUGCGUUGAGAACACACUAGCACUGGAGACUGGCUGUUCACCUGCUGUGAGGGAGUGAAGGGAUUCACUAUGUCUUCUGAAAUGAGUCCACACCAGCGGGUUCACACCGGGGAGAGGCUGUUCAUCUGCUCCGAGUGUGGGAGGGGAUUCACUCAGUCGUCUAACUUGCUGAGACACCAUCGGGUCCACACUGGGGAGAGGCCGUUCACCUGCUCCAUGUGUGGCAAUGGAUUCACGCUAUCGUCCAGCCUGAGGACACAUCAGCAACUUCACACUGGGGAGAGGCCAUUCACCUGCUCCGAGUGUGGGAGGCGAUUCACUCUGUCAGCUCAUCUGAGGAGACACCAGCAAGUUCACACUGGGGAGAGACCGUUCACCUGCUCCGAGUGCGGAAAGGGAUUCACUCGGUCGUCCAGCCUGAUGACGCACCAGCGAGUCCACACUGGGGAGAGGCCGUUCAUCUGCUCUGACUGUGGCAGAGGAUUCACUCAGUCAUCCCACCUGAUAACACACCAGCGCCUUCACACCGGCGAGAGGCCGUUCACCUGCCCUGAGUGUGGGAAGGGAUUCAAUCGAUCUUCCGACUUCCUGACUCACCAGCAGGUUCACACCGGGGAGUGGCAGUUCACCUGCUCUGAGUGCGGGAGGGGAUUCACUCGGUCGUCCAGUCUGAUGAGGCACCAGCGAGUUCACACCGGGGAGAAGCCGUACACCUGCUCCGUGUGCGGGAAGGGAUUCACUCGGCAGUCCCUUAGGACUGAGAAUGACUUGUUUCCACUCCAGUUUUACGAGUUCCGGGGUGGAUCAUGAGGGCAAGGUGGGAACUGCAGGCGCAACUGUUUACUCCCAACACUGGAGGUCGAAAAGGCUGGAGAAAGCAAGCUGAGUGUGCUGGGGGGCAGCCCGCAAGUGUCGCCACGCUUCCGGCACCAACAGAGCACACCCACAACUUCCUAACCCGUACGUCUUUGGGAUGUGGGAGGAAGCCGGAGCACCCGGAGGAAACCCACGCAGACACGGGGAGAACGUACAAACUCCUUACAGACAGCGGCUGGAAUUGAACCCGGGUCGCUGGCGCUGUAAUAGCGUUACGCUAACCGCUACACUACCGUGUUUGCCUAUGAGAAUGAUCUGGAGGAUGAAAGGAGCGUUUGAUGGCUCUGGGCCUGUACUCCUGGGGUUUAGAAAGAUCAGGGGGGAUCUCAUUGAAACCUACCGAAUAUUGAAAGGCCUGGAUAGAGUGGACAUGGAGAGGAUGUUUCCAGUAGUGAGAGAGUCUAGGACCAGGGGGCACAGCCUCAGAAUAGAAGGACGUCCCUUUAGAACAGAGAUGAGGAGGAAUUUCUUUAGCCAGAGGGUGGUGAAUCUGUGGAAUUCAUUGCCACAGACAGCUGUGGAGGCCAAGUCAUUGGGUAUAUUUAAAGCGGAGGUUGAUAGGUUCUUGAUCAGUAAGGGCGUCAAAGGUUAUGGGGAGAAGGCAGGGCAAUAGGGUUGAGAAGAAAAAUAAAUCAGCCAUGAUCGAAUGGCGGAACAGACUCGAUGGGCCGAAUGGCCUAAUUCUACUCCUAUGCCUUAUGGUCUUUUGGAAUUAGACCACGUUAGAUCAGUGUAAAUUGUAUUGAGUCCCUUGGGGGGAGUAAAUUACGGAAUCGAUGGUCAGUCCCUGGCCAGUUUCCCAUUCUCUCUUCUCCCGUCUCCCAUCUGGUAGAAGAUAUAGGAGCCUGAGGGCACGUACCACCAGGCUCAAGGACAGCUUCUACCCCACUGUGAUAAGACUGUUGAACGGUUCCCUUAUACGAUGAGAUGGACUCUGACCUCACGAUCUACCUUGUUGUGACCUUGCACCUUAUUGCACUGCACUUUCUCUGUAGCUGUGACACUUUACUCUGUACUGUUAUUGUUUUUACCUGUGCUACCUCCAUGAACUCUGUACUAACUCAAUGUAACUGCACUGUGUAAUGAAUUGACCUGUACAAUCAGUGUGCAAGACCCGUUUUUCACUGGACCUCGGUACAAGUGACAAUAAUAAACCAACACCAAUACCAAACCCAGCAACGAGGCAGCGCAUGGUCUGGCUCGGCUUCAUUCACUCUCCUGGGAAUGGGGGGUCAGGGAGCCGAGCUUCUGUUGGGAACUAAAGACGACGGCUUCAGUCUUUCCCUUGAUUCGAUUGUACAAAGUCUCUAC